AUGUCGCAUGAGGUGUUUUGUCUUAGGGAACUUAAACAGAAGUUGUCAUGUAAAAUUGAUAGCAUUGCCACCGCACGAAAUCUCUUUUUUCUUGGCACAAGUGAUGGGAAAGUGAUGGUGUACGAGGUCUCUCUCCAAAACCGUGACGCCCAAUGUGUUUACAUCCACAAUUCCAAGCACAAGCUACCCAUCCGUAUGAUCAUUCCUAUUGUGGAAAAGGGGAUUUUGCUUGUUCUUGCGGGUGACGUUAUUGCAGUACACCAGCUGAGCCACAUAACUCAUGCCCCGUUGGACAGCCUGCCGGAGGAUCGGCUACCAGAAAUGAAUACCGUCAAGGGGACUAAAGAUAUCGUCACAUUACACGUGAAGCGUCAAAGGGGCAUCUUUUCCAUGGCGGUCCUUCAGCGCAAAAAAAUUACAUUGUACGAGUACAGAGACCACUUGAGUGAGUUUGUGAUGGUGAAUGACGGAUUUCUGCUGCCGGACGGCGCCAAGACGCUCCUUUGGGUAGGGAAGAAUAUUAUACUUGGUUUUCGUCGUGAAUAUGUCAUCAUGAAUGUUUUGAGUGGUGCCACGGACUACCUGUACCCCACCGGAAAGAGUGGCAUCCCCCUGCUCCUUUCACUGGACCCCGUGCCGGAGGUACUCGUGGGGGACGAAAACAAAGGCAUGCGGGCGUUGCAUGACGGCAGUCUUGUCCCGGGGAGGAGCGGGAUGUCGUGGUCGUCGAUCCCCACCAAUGCAACGUACAUUCACCCCUUUCUUCUCACUGUUCAUGACAACAACUGCAUGGAGGUGCGACUGCCAUUUUUUACUGCCCACGCUGAGGCAUCGGAUUUGUCGCCGUGGCAAACCCUCAGCCUGAAGGGCGCCGAUCGCAUCUCGCAGCGACCCUUUGCGGACUUUGACGCCAGUUUGCCAAAAGAGGCAACACCUUCCGAUGCGUUGCGGAAGGACAUCAGUAUUUUGGUGAGUAGUAACAACACCGUGUAUCUGCUUGAGCUGCUUCCUGUGCGAGAACAGGUCCUGGCGCUGGCAUCUUUGAACUGCGUCGAGGCGGGUCUGAUUCUCUGCCAGCUUUGCGCCAACGAGGUGGAUCAGGCAACAGUGGAUAGCCUUAAGACUCAGUUUGCACUUUGGAGCUUCCAUGCCAAGAAGGAUUUUAAGACGGCUAUGCUACGUUUUCGCGACGCCAAUGUCGAUCCACGACUUGUCAUUGACCUCUUUCCAGGGUUCCUUACGAAGCGUGCACGGGAGACAUGGCACCCACCGAAGGAAUACACACGCUCACUCGACACGACAGAUCUUGCAAUGGACAUGCGGAGUGCCAUCACGGCUUUUCUUGAUUACGCACUUCCACUGCGACGGGAAUAUGCGACGGAGGAAAAAACUGUGCUGGCGGAGGCCAUUGACACCGCAAUUAUGAAAGCAUACGUUGUCAUGGGACAAGAGCAGCAGUUGCUAUCAUUUCUUGCGGAGGAGAAUUUUUGCUCCCUUGCCGAGUCCGAGGUCUUUUUAGUGGACAGCGAGCAAUGGGUGGCAUUAAUUACACUAUGGUACUUUUACAAGCAAAACCACAAAAGUCUAGCGUUACUCUACACACUUGGCACAACAAGGGAACGAGUCUUGUUGGAAUCGCUCUUAACGACAUCAUUUUCUCGAGGGAACUUGCCCUUUGACACGGAGUUCCUGCAUAUUCUUCAUUUGCUGUUGGCGAACUCACUCGGUAAAAGUAGCAGCAACAGAGUUCUCUCUGACCGAAGGGAUCGAAGGGCUAAUUUUAUACCGCAAAGUGUGAUGAUGCGGAUUCUUGACGAGAUUGCCGUGAAUGCGGAUCCGUCGCAUCAACUGGGCCUUUUACGGCGUUGCGUCAGCGUGGUGACGACUAUAACUUACAUAUCGCUGCUCUCAUGGGAUGAGCAGGAGGAAAGGGCGUUGGUGGAACAAUAUUCUCGAUGGAUUCUCGCCAAUGUCUCUCCGAGGUGGUCUGUCAAGAUGUUCCCUGUUACAGAAAUUCAGCCGAAGCACUACACCACCGUUCUUCGACUUCUUAGUAGCGACAUGGGUGACAUGGGCGACACACAACCCCAUGAGCGCCGUGCUGAAUGGUUGUCUUUGGUUUUUGAUAACGCAUGCAACGUGAAAAUAGACGCGUCUAUUCACGAUGCAUAUUUUCAAAGCCUGGUGCAUCUUCUGCUGUCUACCUUUUCCCAAGAAGGCGACGGGGAUAAUAACGAAGAAAAGAAGGAGAGAAGUCGGAUAUCAGAAUUACAUCAACGCUUAGAAAACUUUCUGCGUUUGUCGGAGCACAUUGACAUUUCCAACGCACGAAAACUUUUGGAACAGCCGAAUUUGCGAAGUCACAUGUAUGCUGAGCGUGCCAUCAUUUAUCGUCGGCUUGAGCUGCAUGAGGAGGCCAUUUGCAUGUUUCUUUACGAGGCAAAGGAGUUGCAGGCGGCGCAGGAAUACGCGAAACAUGUGGGCCAUGACGGACAGGACGCCUUUCAGGUUCUUUUGCGUCUUCUGCUUCACCCGAGCGAUGGGUGCACCUCAGCGCGGCUAGACGACGUCAUUGAAAUGCUCAACACAUGUGAGGGGGUAAACCUAUUGACGGCAUUGCCGAUGCUGCCGGAUGAUACGCCCAUCCUUCCAAUUGCGGGAUUUAUAAAACGGUCCAUUCGAGAUGCGUCAACGCGAAGCCGCAGCGCGGCGAUGAAUGCCAGUAUUCUUGAGGCACGUAUACGGCAGGCAGAGUUGAAGAUCGCGCUUGAGCGCUCAAGGCAGGUUGUAAUGGAUCUUGGUACGUGCUGUGCCGUGUGUGAGAAAAAGUUACGCCCGGACGUUGUUUUUGCGCGUUUUCCAAACGGUGUCGUGGUACACCAGGCGUGUAUGGAAGAUGAGCAUAUUUGUCCCAUCACUUACAAGGACUUUCGUCUCGGUAUUGAGCCAUUCGCUCGGGGAGCCUUGUGA
Messenger RNA from Trypanosoma cruzi, 2970 nucleotides. RefSeq lists its product as uncharacterized. Gene Ontology annotation, cellular component: membrane; cytoplasm. The coding region runs from base 1 to 2970 and encodes 989 amino acids. The transcript has a single exon. The record is from RefSeq and is a predicted model, not a curated record. Gene Ontology annotation, biological process: endosomal vesicle fusion; autophagy; vesicle-mediated transport. Lineage: Eukaryota; Euglenozoa; Kinetoplastea; Trypanosomatida; Trypanosomatidae.